CACAUGUCAUCUCACGAGACAGAACAUUUUCCAGCGCCCACUUACCUGCGACGCAUUGGCCAUGACAAUAGUCAGUCCUAGGAUGAGCAAAGAAAAGAGUGUCAUGCCAGAAUCUCCUUGACGAAAAUCAAGUCCUCCAGCAUACGACAAAAUGGACACCACCUCUGUUCGACAGCGACCAGCCAAAAGCCAGUCAUCCGCAAUUCCACCUGCGGCAUCCUCGCAGCCUGACGAAGUCGAGGAUCAGCACACCCGCGUAAUCUCUCGGCUCGACGUUCUGCGAGUCAUAAUCACCCUUAUCGGCGUCUCCUGCGCACUUUCAUAUUAUCUCACCUCCGGGUCCUCUUACCUGUGGAACUACAAUCCCUGGUUCCUCAAUGCCCCCAAAGUUGGACAGUGGUGGGCUGGACCAGUAAACUUGACCCCAGACCAAUUAGCCUUGUUCAACGGCUCAGAUCCUUCGAAGCCUAUAUAUCUCGCUAUCAAUGGCACGAUAUUCGAUGUCAGCGAGGGAAGACACACCUACGGUCCUGGUGGCAGCUACGAGGUGUUCGCAGGACGAGAUGCCUCUCGAGCAUUCGUGACAGGAUGUUUCCUAGAGGACCGGACAGGCGACCUGCGAGGAGCAGAGGAGAUCUACAUACCAAUAGAAGAUCCUGACGAGGAGAUUUCGAGCGGUGCGAGAAAGACACGGGCGGAAAAGGAGCGACGCGAGGCUAAGAAGCGAGUGUUGCAAGAGGUCGCCAAGUGGGAGGCGUUUUACAGAAAUCACAAAAAGUACUUCGAGGUGGGCAAGCUUGUGGGCGUACCAGCAUAUUCUGAAGAUGCUCCGAAGCUGUGUGAGCAUGCUCAGAAGGGCCGUCCAAAGAGGAAGAACAUGAAGAAGCCGGAGGACUCAGCCAAGGCACAAGGGAAACCUGUGCAGUGAUGAAAUAUUACGAGGAAACAUGAGACCACCAUAUCUUUCAAGAAUAGACAGUUCGUAAACCGUAGGACAGUGCAACACGAUUUGGUUGUUCAUUCUUGUCACAAUUUCCCCAAGUCGAAUGUCUCGGUCUCGCGGCGGAAAGACUUCAAAGAUCCAGAAACAGAGAUCGAUAGGGCGAACAUGGACAGUGGAAGUGGUAUCACAUGCUCCUGAUUUUGCA
This is a messenger RNA of Exophiala viscosa, 1148 nucleotides long. Its product is annotated as dihydrofolate reductase. Lineage: Eukaryota; Fungi; Ascomycota; Eurotiomycetes; Chaetothyriales; Herpotrichiellaceae. Bases 152 to 928 code for a protein of 258 amino acids. Gene Ontology annotation, cellular component: endomembrane system; membrane. The transcript has a single exon. The record is from RefSeq and is a predicted model, not a curated record.